GGGAAGCUAUCCCGGCGGGCUGCGCGCGCGGCCGCGUUUGAAUGGCUCGGAGUGGGGCACGGCCCGGGAGCCGAGGGACGUCCUGGGCUGCCGGGCGUAGUUGGUUAGUCCCGGGGCUGGGCUGGGGCGCCGCGCUACCAUGAGGCGCCGGUAUUUAAGAGAUUAUGGCAUCUGAAGCCCACAAUGUUAAAAAACGAGCCUUUUGUAAUAAUAUUGAGGAUCAUUCCACUGAUCUUCCUAGAAAAAGGAUCUCUAAUUUUACUAAUAAGAACAUGAAGGAGGUUAAGAAAUCUCCAAAACAGUUGGCUGCUUACAUAAAUAGAACAGUUGGACAAGCUGUGAAAAGCCCAGAUAAACUACGUAAGGUGAUCUAUCGCAGAAAGAAAGUGCAUCAUCCCUUUCUAAAUCCUUGUUACAGAAAAAAACAGUCCCCUAGAACUGGGGGCUGUGACAUGGCAAAUAAAGAAAAUGAACUGGCUUGUACAGGCCACUUGCCUGAAAAAUUACGCCAUGAUAGUCGAACAUAUUUGGUUAACUCCAGUGAUUCUGGUUCUUCACAAACAGAAAGCCCAUCAUCAAAAUAUAGUGGGUUUUUUUCUGAGGUUUCUCAGGACCAUGAAACAAUGGCACAGGUUUUGUUCAGCAGGAAUUUGAGAUUGAAUGUAGCUUUAACAUUCUGGAGAAAGAGAAGUAUAAGUGAACUUGUAGCUUAUUUGGUGAGGAUAGAAGACCUUGGAGUUGUUGUGGAUUGCCUUCCUGUGCUCACCAAUAGUUUACAGGAAGAAAAACAAUACAUCUCACUUGGCUGCUGUGUAGAUUUGUUGCCUCUAGUAAAGUCCCUACUUAAAAGCAAAUUUGAAGAAUAUAUAAUAGUUGGUUUAAACUGGCUUCAAGCAGUCAUAAAAAGGUGGUGGUCAGAACUAUCAUCCAAAACAGAAAUUGUAAAUGAUGGAAAUAUUCAGAUUUUAAAACAACAAUUAAGUGGAUUAUGGGAACAGGAAAACCAUCUUACUUUGGUUCCAGGAUAUACUGGUAAUAUAGCCAAGGAUGUAGAUGCUUAUUUAUUACAGUUGAAUUGAGAGACUUCAUCUACUAAAGAGCAUUUGAUUAUUCAAAACGUCCCCAGACUAAGAUUUCAAGAACAAAAAAAAAGUCUCAUCUGAGAACUGUGAAUCGUGGAAGAAAUCAAAACCUUUUUUUUUUCUUUAAAAAGCCACAUAUGAAACCACUAAUGAAACCCUAACAAUCUACUUCACAUUGAAGUGGAAAAAUAUCCAAAAGGAGCGGCUUCAACUUCAAUGAGGUGAAAGUGCACUAUGAAGAUUGUUCGCCUUUGCUGCAUUCGGGAUUUAUAUGGUUAUUUGGUAACAUUGUUUAAGAACUACUGGGUCUUAAUGCAAUCCUACAUAAGAAUAUAAUUUAUACUAUGUCAAAAAGAAGACAGGACUUACUACUAGGAAUCACAAGGACCAAUCAUCGUGACUUUUUUGAAGAUUGUGUUUUAUAAGAAAACACUUAAAUGUGUGCAGCUAUUUUCUUAUUUUGAAGACUUUGCAAGUUUAAGAUGUCAUAGCAAAUAAUCAGUACUAAAAAUUUGUCCACACUGAGAUACUGUGUAUACAAAAUGCCUUAAUUAUUAAUAAGCCAAUGUGUAUGAUACCAAUACGUGUUUAAAAAAAUUAAAACCAACCAUGCUUCUGGCAUGAUAAAAUCAUGGAAUUACAUCAGGGGUUUCCACUCAUGUAGAAUGUUGUUGUUAAAAUUUAUUCCAUACCAUUUUUAAAACUUGAGGAUAUUUUUCGUAUCUCUGAAUUUUUUUUUUGCCAGAAUCAUUGUGUCAUGUAUGUAUGUGUUGUUUCUACAUAAAAGAAAAAGGUGAAUAUGUAUUUGUAUGAAUGCUUAACUAGAAAUGUCCAUGGAGUUGGCUAAUUUAUAUUCACUUUUUAUUGUAUAUAGAUUCCUAAUAUUUUCAGUUCUGUAUCAUUUAAGCUUUCUUCAUUUGAGUAAAUUCACUAAAUAUUUCUAUUUUUUGCUUUUUUAAUUCUGCUUUUAUAUCAGUUUAAUUCUUUUUCACUACCUAUGUUUUAAAGAAUUACAUACAGUGCUUUAGAAAUGUUUACAGUUAGUGCUGACCUUGUGUUCUAAAUUCCAACACUUUACUACCUCCUCCAAUGGUUAGUAUGAAAUGCCAGCAGACUGUAUGAGGUCUUUUUUUUUUUUAAUAUCAUUUUUAGUGUCAAUGAACCCAUUUCUGGAAUGUCUUAACAACUAUAUAUCUUAUCUUGAAAGUGAUUGGGAUUUAAAUACCACUAUUGGUGGUUUGUGCAUCAUCUCAUCUGAGUAAAGAUUUUUAGUAAUUGAUUUUUCUGCAGUAAUCCUACAAGCACUUGAAUGUAAAUCUUUAGCAUUUAUCCAAUUAGCCACUACUGAUGUGAAUCUCAAGCAACUUUUUUGCUUUAAAAAUGUUAUCUUUCACUGAGUUCUAUUUUUUGUGUAGCUAUAUUUGAUAUAGCUGUGUAUUCCUCACAGUGAGCAUCAAUUUUAAUAAUCGGUUCUUAAGUCUUUAGAAUAAUUUAAGAUUACUGCAUCUCUGUGAUUUGAGAGUUGAGUUAUAUAAGAAGUUGUUUUUCAGGAGGUGGGAAUUUGAAUCGUAAACCUGCGUCAUCUCUGUGAAACCUUAAGAUGAUGAAAUAGAACCUUUCUUUGUUCCUAUUCCUUUAGUUAUCACUGUCUUAUCUAACACUUUGCACCAGUUAACUCAGUUGGAGCAUGGUGCUAAUGAGGCUAAGGAUAGGAGUUCAAUUCUUUUAUAGGUUCAUUAACUUUACACAUACACAGAACUAUUCAUGGCCACAGAUUGCAACUUCUCGUAGGUAUGUAUCUCACAAUUCAGCUCUUGGUCACAAGGAAGAUGAUGUGUACGACAUAGCAUAAGCCUUUCAUCUCAAAUGGAAAGACAGCUUAAAUAAUUGGUAUAUGUGAUACUAUAGACUUUAAUAUUUAAAUUAAACAUAAUUAAUGUAAUAUCUAAAAUAUUGUGUCACUAUAAUUUUCUCAGGGUAAGACCAUUUCCUAAAUAGUAUCUUUUAAAAAUCAAAUUUCAAUAAAUUUCAGUAAAAAUUAGAUACAAAUACAAAUAAAACAUAGUAACAAAAGGUAAAAUCCUAUUAACACUGAGUUCUUGUGCCUCAGUUUGGGUUUGUUAAAGGAAAGUAUACUCAGUGCUGUCUAAGACAGCAAAAUCUUUAGCUCACAUACAUUAUUCAGUAUCACACAACUCCUAAUUUCUGUUCUUGGCGUUUGCGGUUUACAUUAGUAUCUACCUUUCUCAGUUACUGAGUUAUGAUUAGUAUUUUUAGUACGAUUUUUGGAUAAAAGAUGUUAAAUAAGUAAAUAUUGUUGAACACUUUGGUUGCUGUUAAGCUCCUCUCAUGCUAUGUAAUCAGAACAGUGUUGAUUUGAUCUCCAAAAAGAGCCAAAGAAAGUGUUUACAAAGUAUUUUGGCUGUUGUAUUGACCUAGAUUAGGACAAUUGCUGUCUGUCAUUGCUCAUUUAUUAUUGUGCUGCUAAGCAGUAUACAGAACUGAGGGACUACCCAACGUCUCUAUGCCUUUUUACCUCUUCUACCUUCUUAGGUAUUCUGUACUUGACUUUGCUAACUUUGCAGGUCUAGGGACAGGAAGUUUAUUGAGGUGAUGGAGGGUUAUAAUCAAGUAAUUUGCUUCUACUAGAAAUAAAGUGAAUGGAUUUUGUAAUGAGUGGUCAUGAUCAGAAUUAGGGUUAAAAGGAAGCAAGCAUUAUCAGAUGGUUUUUAAAAUUAAUCUUUUGGCAGUAAUUUCAGAAGUAGUUGACACAGAUUAUUUACUUGAAUCCUGAGAUGUGAGGAUUUGGAUAUAAAUCCUGUAUCCACUUUGGGAAAUCAUUAAUAUCAGCACUAAACUCUGAGGGCUACUGAUGAAUUAAAUCUUAAUGCCCUUGAACAUUUUUGAUACAUGUUAUGUCCUAAUCUUAAAAAUGGUCAUGUAGAUUCAGAGCUACAUUUCUGGCCUUUGAAAUAGGCCAACUCAGAACAUUUCUGUAUUUGGCAAGUUGAUAUAAUUAACAUUAAUGGAUGAUUUGAGAAAUUAUUAUUAGCUAUUAAAUGUUGAUAAUAGGAAUAAUAUUUAAAUAGUUACUUAAAUUACUUAAUCAAGGGGCUUGAAAAAGCAAAAUUUAAGUUAAUAUUUUAGCAGUCAUUCCCAGUUAUCUUUCUUCCUAUUUAAGAGCAAGAUGGUAAUGUCAGUUGCCUUUGUUGAUUUAAAGAAGAAAAAAAAAAAUCACAAGCAACUGAUUUAACUGGAGUGAUCCAUUUGGAUACACUACUUAUCUUUCAAUACGAACUUUUAUUUUCUGGAUUACUUCAAAUGGAAAUAAUAUUGCUGGACAUUUGUUGGUAGGUAUUUAUUUACUCCUAUUCAUUCUCCCUUAAUUUCUAAUUCUAACUAUGAAAAUUGUCAUAAAACUUUGUGACCAACUAUUCCUGCUCCUUUUUUAUUCUGUAACAAGAAUAUAGAAUAAAAAAUUCA
Molecule: messenger RNA, 4565 nt
Organism: Neomonachus schauinslandi (Hawaiian monk seal)
Lineage: Eukaryota; Metazoa; Chordata; Mammalia; Carnivora; Phocidae
Gene: KATNBL1
Product: katanin regulatory subunit B1 like 1
Exons: 10
Coding region: 165-1079 (304 amino acids)
Cellular component (GO): nucleolus
Molecular function (GO): microtubule binding
Source: RefSeq, a predicted model, not a curated record